Molecule: messenger RNA, 1938 nt
Organism: Populus nigra (black poplar)
Lineage: Eukaryota; Viridiplantae; Streptophyta; Magnoliopsida; Malpighiales; Salicaceae
Product: cell division cycle 20.2, cofactor of APC complex-like
Exons: 5
Coding region: 250-1596 (448 amino acids)
Biological process (GO): positive regulation of ubiquitin protein ligase activity; positive regulation of anaphase-promoting complex-dependent catabolic process; anaphase-promoting complex-dependent catabolic process
Cellular component (GO): anaphase-promoting complex
Molecular function (GO): anaphase-promoting complex binding; ubiquitin ligase activator activity; protein binding
Source: RefSeq, a predicted model, not a curated record
GGCUUACCAGAAAUAGAAAUUUACGCGCUAUGAAUUGCUUGUCCUCCACUCCUCCCCUCAUUCUAAUUUCUCCUUUGCUACAAUUAGAUUUUAAUUGCUUUUGUUUUUUGUUUCUCUCACUGCUAAUUCCCUCUUUCUUUCUUUCUUUCUUUUCGUUACCAUCAUCGUCAUCUCUUAAUCUGCUCUCUCUUUCACUCCGUUUGUUUUACUCUUUCGCUCUGUUUGUGUUUCUUGUUCUCUCUGUGAACCAUGGAUUCUUCUUCUUCUUCGACCACUACUAGAAUGUUUCAUCCUCGAAGCGCACUUCGAGAAAACCCUCAACGGAAAAAAUCGUAUGAAAAUUUGGAUCGAUUUAUACCAAAUAGGUCAGCUAUGGACAUGGAUUUCGCGCAUUACAUGCUCACUGAAGGGAGGAAAGUCAAGGAAAGCCCACCUUCACAAUCGCUAUACCAGAAGCUUUUGGCAGAGGCGUUCAAUAUGAACGGAAGGCGAAUUUUAGCCUUCAAGAACAAACCACCCACCCUGGUGGACCCUAUCCCGUUGUUUACAUCAUCAUCAGUUCAUUCUUCUAAACCUGUCAAGCCCCAGCGGCACAUUCCUCAGAGACCAGAAAUGACAUUGGAUGCCCCUGACAUAGUGGAUGAUUUCUACUUGAAUUUGUUAGAUUGGGGCAACAAUAAUGUGCUUGCAAUAGCUCUUGGGACAACCGUGUAUCUUUGGAACGCUUCAAAUAGUUCUAUCUCAGAAGUAGUCACUGUUGACGAGGAAGAUGGUCCUGUCACUAGCAUUAACUGGGCACCUGAUGGACGUCACCUUGCUGUAGGCUUGGACAAUUCUAAUGUCCAGCUAUGGGACUCUGCAACUAAUCAAAUGCUAAGAACACUCCGAGGCGGUCAUCGAUUGCGAGUGACGUCACUGGCCUGGAAUCAUCACUUACUUACAACUGGAGGAAAGGAUGCUAAAGUCAUCAAUAAUGAUGUGAGAAUAAGAGAACACAUUGUUGAAUCAUAUGAGGGACACCGACAGGAAGUUUGUGGAUUGAAAUGGUCAGCUUCAGGCCAGCAAUUAGCAAGUGGAGGGAAUGAUAACCUUCUUUUCAUAUGGGAUAGAUUUAUGGCCUCUUCAAAUUCGCCAAGGCAUUGGCUUCACAAGCUCGAGGACCACACAGCAGCUGUGAAAGCCCUUGCUUGGUGUCCCUUUCAGAGCAAUCUGCUAGCCUCGGGUGGAGGUGGGAAUGAUAGGCACAUUAAAUUUUGGAACACCCAGACUGGCACAUGCUUGAACUCAGUGGACACCGGCUCACAGGUUUGCGCUCUUCAGUGGAACAAGCAUGAACGGGAAUUGCUUAGCUCUCAUGGAUUUACAGAGAACCAACUCAUUCUAUGGAAAUAUCCAUCCAUGGUACAGAUGGCAGAGCUCAGUGGUCACACUUCUCCAGCCCUCUUUAUGACUCAGAGCCCAGAUGGAUACACAGUGGCAUCUGCAGCAGGUGAUGAAACAUUGAGAUUUUGGAAUGUGUUUGGGAAUCCAAAAGCGGCUAAACCUGCACCAAAGGCUAUUGCUGAACCAUUUGCUAAUGUAUCCCACUUCCGCUAACAUCAUGCAAAAGAAACAAUAAUUCAUUGUGAGUUGUAGCAGGCAGACAAUUUCUUAUUGGGUUCAGGAUGGUUAACUGCGAUAUCUUGUAGACGUACUUUUCUUUUUGCCACUAAUCAUAAGAGAGAAGUCAAACUAACAGUACAUGAAAGACAGAGCAAAAUCUGAGUUACAGAGCGAGUUGGUCGCCCAUGUAGAGUAGUAAAUGCAGCAAUUUUGUCAUAAUGGGGCAUGUACAGCCAUGGUAGCAAUUACAUGAUAGGGCACAUAGAUAUAAUGUCAUAAUACAUAAUGUAUUUUCUUUUUAGAGUAAUUAAAUAAAAUUACGAGAUACUUUUCUUA